AUGUCACCGUUACAACAAUUUCCUCCAUUCAAUUACCAACCCAAGCCCUCCGGAAUUCCUUUUACGAUAAAGAACCAAUCUGCUCAACCAUGGCUUUAUCGAACAACCGCCCCCAUAACUCAUUCGACACUGGCGGAAGAUUCCCUUUGCUCGUCAUCCAGCAACUCAACUGGAUACUGGUAUGAACAGAUUGAUCAUAAUGGACAGUCUUCCUUCAUGGAUUCGAAGUACAAGGACAACUACACUGUCUUCCGCAACGUUGUCAAGGAUUUUGGCGCGGACAAUACUGGAAAGAAGGAUGCAGCAGCAGCUAUCUCAGCUGCAAUCAAAGCUGGACCGUCAAAUGGGCCUGACCGCAGUUCCAAUUCCAUGGGUACUACUGGACAACCUGCUAUCAUCUACUUGCCAGCAGGAACGUAUCUUAUGAAGUCAUCUCUGCAACUGUACCUUGGGACUGUCAUUAUAGGUGACCCCACGAACCCUCCAGUCCUCAAGGCAUCAUCAGAUUUCGCGGACGAUCAUAUCAUCUACGCCAAGGAUCCCAACUUUGGGGGUACGAUCAAUUUCUAUCUCGGAAUUAAGAACAUUAUCAUCGACUCGACCGGUAUCGGGGCUGAUAAAUCCAUCACUCUUCUUGAUUGGACCGUUAGCCAGGCGACUCAGCUCACCAAUGUCGGGUUCAAUAUGCCUACAAACACUGCCAAGCACGUCGGCCUAACUACACAAUACGACUACAACAGUAACUUGAUUCUGAAUGACCUUUGGUUCAAAGGCGGCGCAACCGGCAUGAAGUUGAGUGGCCAACAAUGGGUAUUCAAGAACAUCUCAUUCAGUGGUACCACUACUGGCGUUCAGGCUGGAGGGACCGAUAUUGUAUUCUUGGGCUGUCGCUUCGAACAGGGUACCCUGGGAAUUGACGCGCAAGGCACAUCCGGAUCUCUGACCGUCGUCGAUACUACUGGUGUUGGCAUGGGUACUCUUAUUUCAUCAUCUAGUUCGAACACUGCAGGAAAUUCUAUCGUCCUAGACAACGUUCAGAAUUCAGGCGCCACAGUGAAGAUAGGAGGACAAACCACGUUGAGCGGAAAUGUUGCCAACACUUGGGUACAUGGACAUCUGUAUACUUCCAACAAUGCCAAGUUCCAAUCGCAACAGGGCCAGACAGUCACUACAUCCCGCUCCUCAUCGCUUUUGUCAGGGAAGAACUAUUUUACCAUGGCGCCCCCAACGUAUCAAGAGUAUAGCACCGGGCAGGUCCUGAACAUUAAAAAUGUUCCUGGUAUCCCGGUUUAUGGGGACGGCGAGACGGAUGAUACUCGGAACAUUAACCUUAUCUUGUCCCGCUACAAGACAUCUUGCUCGCUCAUGUAUUUCCCCGCCGGUACAUACAUUGUUACAGAUACCAUUUUCGUGCCUGCUGGUACGCGGAUCAUCGGUGAUGCAUAUGCCUCGACGAUUAGUGCUGUCGGAAGCAACUUUGAGGAUGAGUCUGCUCCUCGCGCCAUGAUCCGGGUAGGGUAUCCUGGAGAUGUGGGUGUUGCACAAAUUAGUGACCUGGUGUUCACUGUGGCAGAUGUUCUGCCGGGCUGCAAGUUGGUUGAGGUCAACAUCGCUGCCAGGUCACCCGGGGACGUUGGCUUCUGGAAUUCGCAUUUCCGAAUUGGUGGAGCGGCGGGUAGCCAAGUGGAGAGUUUAUGUACGGACGACCCCAAUGACUGCAAGGCAGCCUGGGGGCUCCUCCACCUAACCAGUACAUCAUCUGCCUACAUUGAGAACAUGUGGGGAUGGACAGCCGAUCACGAUCUCGAUGGGGACAACCCGCAAACCAUCUCCACCGGCCGUGGGCUACUAGUGGAAGGUACAGCCGCGACCUGGCUCAUUGGAACAGGAUCCGAGCACAACACACUCUACCAGUACAACUUUCAGUAUGCCCGGAACGUCUUCACUGCAAUGCAGCAGAGUGAAACACCAUACUGGCAGGGAGCAGGGAGCCGCGCUCUCAACCCAGCCCCAUGGGAGUAUCUCGACACCAGUGAUCCAGACUUUAGCAACUGCGCUGCCAAUGAUAGCAAAUGUCGCAUGGCAUUGUUUGAACGCAUUUAUGGCUCGUCCGACCUCUUCCUCUACGGUGGUUGCAACUGGGUCUUUUUCAACAACAAUGGUGAUUGCAGCGGUGACUGCCAGACCAAUGCAAUUGACAUAUCCAAUUCAACCUCCAUCUACCUGUAUGGAACCAAUACGAAGAGCACGACCAAUAUGGUUCUUGAAGGAACCAAGGUCAUUGCUACUCAGAGUGACAAUGCUGGCGGUUGGGGAGGAGUCAUUGCCGGAUAUUUGUAUGAUUCAUAA
Messenger RNA from Aspergillus vadensis CBS 113365, 2349 nucleotides. RefSeq names its product glycoside hydrolase family 55 protein. The record is from RefSeq and is a predicted model, not a curated record. Bases 1 to 2349 code for a protein of 782 amino acids. The transcript has 6 exons. NCBI's taxonomy places the organism in Eukaryota, Fungi, Ascomycota, Eurotiomycetes, Eurotiales, Aspergillaceae. Gene Ontology annotation, molecular function: polygalacturonase activity.